CCAAACUUUCAUUUGGCCUUGCUUGAAAGAGUUUCAAACUAACAAAAUAUGGAGAGACAAAAGAAGAGGGACUUCCAAAAUCUUAAGAAUGAACAUGGUCAUGAUCGACCUUCUGAAACUAGCCCUAAAAGGGCAUCCAACUCUAUUCCAACACCUGUCCGGUCUGCUUCUUGAAUCUUCUUCUUUUUUUGUCAAGGAUUUUGUGAUCGUUAACGAUUGUACGAACACGUGGUGUUCUUGUGUUUCUUUGUUCUCAAGCUGCUCUUCUUCUUCUUCUUCUUUUGCCAAGGAUUUUGUGAUCGUUAAUGAUUUUACGAACACGUGGUGUUCUUGUUUUUCUUUGUUUUCAAGCUGCUGAUCUUCUUCUUCUUCUUCUUUUGUCAAGAAUUUUGUGAUCAUUAACGAUUUUACGAACACGGGGUGCUUUUGUUUUUCUUAGUUCUGAAGCCACGUCCGACAUUGUAGCUAACGAUUUGUCUCCUCAAUUAUGGUCUCAAAUACAAGAUAUUCUUCGUGGGCUGGUCAUCGAGGAAUUUGAUAGAAAGUUUAUGUCUUACAUUCAAUUUCUUCCAUCGUCAUCUUCAAGCACUAUCCAGCUAAAUAAUCAUAACAAUGAAGAAACAACCAAGUUUAGUUUAUGUUUUCUCAACCAAAUCCCUUCCACUAUUUUUACCAACAACGAGAUAGAAACGGGGAAUGAUCAUGGAUUACACGUUGCAAUUAUUGAUGUCAAUAAUUAUGCCAUCGUCUCUGACGGUCCUUUGUCGAUAGCACAAAUUGAGGUCACCGUCCUCAAUGGAGACUCAGACGAGUUCAAUAGCCAAAACAUUUUGCCUCCGAGGGAUGGAAAAAGGCCAUUAAUUGUGGGUAAUGAUUUGAAUCUUCAUCUCAAAAAUGGAGUUGGGUUCAUCAAAAGUUUGAGCUUCACUGAUAAUUCAAGCUGGGUGAGAUCGAAACAAUUCCGAUUAGGAUUACGAAUUGUGGAAGAGAAAAUUCAAGGUAAGAUUCCAAAAAUUAGAGAAGCUGUUUCUCAACCAUUCAGAGUCUUGGAUCAUCGGGGAGAAGGGAGCAAGAAGCACCAUCCUCCACAAAGGAAAGACGAGAUAUGGAGAUUAGAAAGAAUUAGAAGAAAUGGUGUUUAUCAUAAAAUCUUAUCUUCUCAUGACAUCAAAACCGUUGAUGAUUUUUUAAAAACUUAUGAAGAAAAGGGUCCUCUUUACUUGAGAAAGUUACUUGGUAAGAAGGUCUCAAACAAGUCCUGGAAUGCAAUGGUCACUAAUGCUUUGGAAUGUGUCCCUCUUGACAAAAACUUUGUUCCAAGCUUUGAGAGGCAAGAUUUGUUUGAAUAUGAAGGCAUGGGAACUGAAGGUGUUGAAGGAAACAUAGAAGUAAGUGAGCAAAGGAACUCAAGUGACUGGAAUCAGUUUUUAGAGACAGCAACACUUGAAGAAUGGGAACCCAUGCAACAUGAAGUGGACUAUGUAAAUGCAUAUUGUGAAACCAAUCAUACUACCAAAUACAAAUGAAUCUAUAUCUUUUAUUUAUAUAAUUAACAAUACUAUUAUUCUCUUCAAGCUUUUUUAUAUAUAUAUUUCCAAUUUUAUUUUAAUUAUUGUGGAGUAAUAAUUAAAAUAAAUGGGGAAAUAUAUAUAUGUUUAAAUGCUACAUGUUUGACUCAAGCAUUGUA
This is a messenger RNA of Cucumis sativus (cucumber), 1687 nucleotides long. RefSeq names its product calmodulin-binding protein 60 A-like. The record is from RefSeq and is a predicted model, not a curated record. Gene Ontology annotation, cellular component: nucleus. The coding region runs from base 549 to 1526 and encodes 325 amino acids. The transcript is spliced from 6 exons. Gene Ontology annotation, molecular function: sequence-specific DNA binding; DNA-binding transcription factor activity; calmodulin binding. Gene Ontology annotation, biological process: regulation of salicylic acid biosynthetic process. NCBI's taxonomy places the organism in Eukaryota, Viridiplantae, Streptophyta, Magnoliopsida, Cucurbitales, Cucurbitaceae.